Molecule: messenger RNA, 1932 nt
Organism: Neltuma alba
Lineage: Eukaryota; Viridiplantae; Streptophyta; Magnoliopsida; Fabales; Fabaceae
Product: 3-ketoacyl-CoA synthase 10
Exons: 3
Coding region: 50-1666 (538 amino acids)
Biological process (GO): fatty acid biosynthetic process
Cellular component (GO): membrane
Molecular function (GO): acyltransferase activity, transferring groups other than amino-acyl groups
Source: RefSeq, a predicted model, not a curated record
GUGGUCAGUUAUUGUUUGUAGUGAUACCACAGCAAUCACUUUUCCCAUCAUGGCCAAUGAACGUGAUCUUUUUUCCACGGAGAUUGUGAACCGUGGGAUUGAAUCCUCCGGCCCCAAUGCCGGCUCCUUGACCUUCUCGGUGAGGGUGAGGAGGCGGCUGCCGGACUUUCUACAGUCCGUCAACCUCAAGUACGUCAAGUUGGGUUACCAUUAUCUCAUAAACCAUGGCAUUUACUUGGUCACCAUACCCGUGCUUCUUCUGGUGUUCAGCGCUGAGGUUGGCAGCCUCAGCAAAGAAGAGCUAUGGAAGAAGCUCUGGCAAGACGCCUGCUACGACCUCGCCACCGUCCUCGCUUUCUUCGGCGUCUUCGUCUUCACCUUGUCUGUUUACUUCAUGUCAAAGCCUCGCUCCAUUUACCUCAUUGAUUUUGCAUGCUUUCAGCCCAACGAGGACCUCAAGGUUUCAAGGGAACAGUUCAUUGAGCUAGCAAGAAAAUCAGGCAAGUUCGACGAGGAUAGCUUGGCGUUCCAGAAGAGGAUAUUAAUGUCCUCGGGCAUAGGGGACGAAACUUACAUCCCAAAGGCAGUGGUAGCGUCCAAUGAAAACUGCGCAACAAUGAAAGAAGGUCGAGCAGAGGCAUCCAUGGUUAUGUUCGGAGCCCUUGACGAACUGUUUGAGAAAACCAAGAUUCGUCCCAAGGACGUGGGUGUUUUAGUAGUGAACUGCAGCAUCUUCAACCCCACACCAUCACUCUCAGCCAUGAUCAUAAACCACUACAAGAUGAGAGGAAAUAUUCUGAGUUAUAACCUUGGUGGAAUGGGCUGCAGUGCUGGGAUCAUAGCCAUAGACUUAGCCAGAGACAUGCUUCAAUCGAACCCCAACAAUUAUGCCGUGGUGGUGAGCACUGAAAUGGUAGGGUUCAAUUGGUAUCAGGGGAAGGAAAGAUCUAUGCUUAUUCCAAACUGUUUCUUUCGCAUGGGUUGCUCUGCUGUUCUUCUCUCCAACCGUCGACGUGACUAUAGGCGUGCCAAGUAUCGUCUUGAACACAUUGUUCGUACCCAUAAAGGUGCCGACGACCGCAGCUUCAGGUGUGUGUACCAAGAAGAAGAUGAACAAAAAUUCAAAGGGCUGAAGGUGAGCAAGGACCUAGUUGAAAUAGGUGGUGAUGCCCUUAAAACCAACAUCACCACAUUAGGACCUCUGGUACUACCCUUUUCAGAGCAGCUUAUCUUCUUCGGCACCCUUGUAUGGAGGCACCUGUUUGGUGAUAAAUCUGCUGGAGGGAAUUCACCAUCUCCACAGAAACCUUACAUCCCAGACUACAAACUUGCUUUCGAACAUUUCUGUGUGCAUGCUGCGAGUAAAACCAUUCUUGACGAGCUUCAGAGGAACCUGGAACUGAGCGACAAGAACAUCGAAGCCUCCAGAAUGACUCUGCAUCGUUUUGGCAACACAUCUAGCAGCAGUAUAUGGUAUGAACUUGCUUAUUUGGAAGCCAAAGAGAGGGUUAGACGAGGAGACCGUGUUUGGCAAUUGGCUUUUGGGUCUGGUUUCAAGUGUAACAGUAUAGUUUGGCGUUCCAUGCGUCGUCAAAAGAGGCCUUCUACCAACCCCUGGCUUCAAUGCAUCGACAGAUACCCUGUGUCUCUUUCUCAAGCUCCUUGAAUGAGACGCAACAAGUUCAAAACUUUACAUCAGUUAUGAUUGAUUUAGAAAGUUGUGGUGAUGAUGAUCAGUAAUAGCUAUUCUUAAUUAGUGGGUCUUUAAAUCUUAUUUUGCCGUCUUGAAAUUGUUUACUGCUAUUAUAAAAAGGCUUAUAGUGUGCCUCUCUACUUUGUGUUUCUCUGUCUCUCUGUUUUAUAAGACUUUCAAAGUUAAUCAAAGACUGGUUACAUCGAUACUAAAUGAGUCCGGUGUUGUUGCUAUGUCUA